GGCGAAUUCGACAUCGCAUGCGCACUCGAUUUCGACGGCAUUGGGCUCUAUGACAUAUGGGUUACUCACGACGCCUGUGGUCUUCCGACGAAAGAAAUAUGGCCGUAUUUCUCCACAGAUGAUGUUGCUAUUGAUAAUCUUCGCAAGGACUUGCCUAUUGAGGUUUCAUCCUGCUGGAAUGGCGUUGCUGCUUUCGAUGCUCGCUGGUUCCUUCCUCAGCAAUCGCCCGAUGGCCAGCUUCCGCUACAAUUCAGAGACAACUCACAAUGCGCAGCAUCCGAGUGUUUCCUUGUAUCCUAUGAUAUGCACUUGGCAAAUCCGCCGACUCAGAGACCUCGAAUAUACAUCAAUCCGCAAGUGAAUGUCGCGUAUACACCGCUCCAUUUCUUAAUACACUGUAGACUCACGCAUCUUACUAUCUCGAGGCCAUGGCGCGUCAUCUGGGAAGAUUUGAUUGCGCAUAGAUGGUUCGGGUGGGUAUCUGACAAUAUCUGGUUGAAGCCAGAUAGGUGCGUCGGUCAGGGAGGGAUAUGGGAGGGGGUGAUCAGAAGACAGGGAUGCCCUGGUGUUGGUGUAUGA
This is a messenger RNA of Heterobasidion irregulare TC 32-1, 579 nucleotides long. RefSeq names its product glycosyltransferase family 69 protein. NCBI's taxonomy places the organism in Eukaryota, Fungi, Basidiomycota, Agaricomycetes, Russulales, Bondarzewiaceae. The record is from RefSeq and is a predicted model, not a curated record. The annotation marks the transcript as partial. The transcript has 4 exons.